Molecule: messenger RNA, 975 nt
Organism: Helianthus annuus (common sunflower)
Lineage: Eukaryota; Viridiplantae; Streptophyta; Magnoliopsida; Asterales; Asteraceae
Exons: 2
Coding region: 1-975 (324 amino acids)
Source: RefSeq, a predicted model, not a curated record
AUGGUGGAUUCAGGAGGAGCCUCUCCGUCAAACGCGGUAGUAAUUAGAGAGGGUAGUUCGUUCUCCCAGUUUCAGUGUCCUAUUUUAAAGUCUACAAAUUAUACGGUAUGGGCAAUCCGUAUAAAAACCAUUUUGAGGGCAAACGGAUUAUGGGAAAUGAUAGAACCAAAAGAAAAUACGCAAGCGGAUGAAAAGAAGGAUAUGAUGGCGACCGCUUAUUUAUUUCAAGCACUACCGGAAGAUAUGAUAAUACAAGUUGCAAGUUGCAAGAGUGCAAAAGAAAUUUGGGAUGCAUUAAAGACUAGACACGUCGGUGCAGAUCGAGUGCAAAAGGCACGUCUUCAAACGCUCAAAACAGAGUUUGAGAUGUUAAAGAUGAAGGAGGAAGACACUAUCGAUUCGUUCACUGCAAGGCUAAAUAGCAUUGUCACGAGGGCAAGUGGUCUUGGACCAACUUUUGAUCAACCAACUUUAGUACGGAAACUUCUGAGUUCUGUACCAAAAAGGUUCGUUCAAAUUGUUGCAACCAUUGAACAAUUCGCUGAUUUAGAAACAACAACGCUAGACGAGACAAUUGGAAGAUUAAAAGCCUAUGAAGAAAGGACCGGUUUGGUGGAUGAAAACCCGGCAUAUAAUCAAGAGAAACUUAUGUAUACGCGACGCGACAAGAACUAUGGUCGUGGAAGGCGUUUUGGGAAGAAUGGACAAGGAAGGUUCAACUCAUCGCAAGACAAAUGGCGUGAUGGAAAGUUCAAACAAAAGAUGAUGAUGAAGAUUCAUCACAUGAUGCUUACAAGAAUAGAAGCAACCAAAGGAAAUUGUCCUGAAUCAAAUCAAAGAGGAGAAGAAACAAAUCUGGUACAGGAAGACGAGGAACCAACUCUCCUAAUGGCAAUCAAAGAAGACUGCAAUGAUCUACUUCAACAAGCGCAUGAUGGCAAGCAAGACAUGGAGAAAGAUCAAGGUGCAACUUAA